GCCACCUCUGUGGUAUAAAACUUGCGGUCUGUCAAUUUUUGGCUAGGGCAGCCGUAGAGAGAGAGAGAGUAAAAGAGGAGAGAGAAAGAGAAGCGAUGGUGUCGUUGAAGCUUCAGAAGCGGCUCUCCGCGAGCGUGCUCAAGUGCGGCAAAGGGAAGGUCUGGCUUGACCCUAAUGAGGUCAAUGAAAUCUCCAUGGCCAACUCAAGGCAAAACAUCCGUAAGCUGGUCAAGGAUGGUUUCAUUAUCAGAAAGCCAACAAAGAUCCACUCUCGUUCCCGUGCCCGCAGAAUGAAGGAGGCCAAGAGGAAGGGUCGCCACUCAGGAUAUGGUAAGCGCAAGGGUACCAGAGAGGCUAGGUUGCCAACCAAAGUCCUCUGGAUGAGGAGAAUGCGUGUGCUGAGGCGCUUGCUCCGAAAGUACCGUGAGUCCAAGAAAAUUGACCGUCAUAUGUACCAUGACAUGUACAUGAAGGUCAAGGGUAAUGUGUUCAAGAACAAGAGAGUGCUGAUGGAGAGUAUCCACAAGUCAAAGGCUGAGAAGGCAAGAGAGAAGACUCUGUCGGACCAGUUUGAGGCUAAGCGUGCCAAGAACAAGGCUAGCCGAGAGAGAAAGCUGGCUCGUAGGGAGGAGCGAUUGGCACAAGGACCCGGAGAAAAGGCACCCACGGCACCUGGUUCCCAACCAGCUGAGGGCGCCAAGAAGGCCAAGAAGUGAACUAGUGAGACAUCUCUGCAAUGAGCACUGAAGAACAGAAGCCGUACAUGUUAACGCUCUUUAUUUUUUAUGUAGAAGUCAUUUUGCCUGAGUUGUUUUCUUUUUCUGUUUUAUGGCAUAGUUAUCCAUACAGACCAUCAAACUUAAUGAUGUUCAGUAAUUUUGUUUUCUUAAGUUUUGGAUUAUGUCUUUGUGAGAUUCAGAAAUAUGGGUUCUAUUUAUGGCAUGCUAAUUGAGACCA
This is a messenger RNA of Morus notabilis, 957 nucleotides long. RefSeq names its product 60S ribosomal protein L19-3. The transcript has 5 exons. NCBI's taxonomy places the organism in Eukaryota, Viridiplantae, Streptophyta, Magnoliopsida, Rosales, Moraceae. Gene Ontology annotation, molecular function: RNA binding; structural constituent of ribosome. The coding region runs from base 96 to 716 and encodes 206 amino acids. The record is from RefSeq and is a predicted model, not a curated record. Gene Ontology annotation, biological process: translation. Gene Ontology annotation, cellular component: cytosolic large ribosomal subunit; ribosome.